AUCCUGGACAUGAAGAUGACAAUCGACGGGCUGGAGAAGGAGAGGGACUUCUACUUCGGGAAGCUGAGAGACAUUGAGCUCAUCUGCCAGGAGAACGAAAGUGAAACCAACCCAGUCCUCGGCAAAAUCAUCGACAUCCUGUACGCCACAGAGGAAGGCUUCGCACCACCAGAAGAUGAAGAAAUUGAUGAGGGAGCACAAGACCAAGAAGAGUUCUGAAGUUUUCCUCAUCAUCCCUCACCUUUCAUACUUUAAUUAGACCGUCAUGUCAUUCCUGCUCCUUCUUUUWAGUUUUACAUCCUCCCCUGACUCCCUCCAUCUUCCCACCGGCUGUACAUAUUCAUGAGGACUUCCUUCUAGCUUCCCUGACUCUUAUUUUGAAAGGACACUAAACCUGGACGUGGCUUGGCUUACUCCACUAAUCCUAACAUGUUGUCAGAGGGGACAGCUGCACUGCAGGACAGCUUCAGUCUGUUAUUCUGUCAGAAAAUACAAAAAGAACAGCUUUGGAUUGAAGAGACGCAGCACUGCAACAAACAAACAAACAAACAAACAAACAAACAAAGUGCUUUAAAUCUGUGAGGAGGUGAGGAGCUUUCUCACUUCAGAGCUACUUCAAAUCAGCUGAGUUUUACCCUCCAUGUGAUUGUGUUUUUAUAUUUAGGAAGGUGCAGUUGAGUGCAGAUGAUACACACUAUGUUUGUGAUGACACGUGAACGUGAAGRCCACACACAGAUCAGACUUCGGACUGCACACGUGGACAUGCUUAAAGCACGUCGUCCUCUCCCCUGAAGAAGAAAACAACUCCUGACAGAUGUGUUUUUAUUUAUCACAGGAGACUGUUGGCUCGUGAYAUGGUUCUGACAGCUUGUUUGGACUUAUUUAUGCUUUUAUUUAUUUAUCUUUGCUAACUGUUCUGUACAGUUUGGAUUGGAGGGAUUGAAGGUCUUGCACUAAAUGUAGCGAAACAAACGGACUGAAAUGAUCCAGAAUGCCAACAUGCAGUGACUGGCUGCUGCCAGAAACACACAGGAAAAUGCAAUUUUAUAUUUUGUAAAUUUAUUUUAAAGAAGUAUGUUUUUUUUAAAUUAUUAUUAAUAUUAUUUGCAUUGAACUCCUCAGUGUCCAAGUCAGAGGCAUCAGUGUAAACUCAGACAAACACAAGGCUAUAAAUAACUGAUCAAACACUACUAAAUACUAAUGUUUGACUGUGGUAAUUAGUUAAACAUUUUAGCUGCUAUCAUUACUCCAGUUUUAAGUUGUCGUGUGUUGUAAAGCAUUAACACAUCAGCGUGGCUGCAGGAACACAAGGGUUGAUCUCUGCUCAGCAUGUUUGACGUUGGUCACAGAGAAGGACRCCUCAGACCAUCACUGUUACCAUGGCAGCCAUGUCAGGUGGAAUAAAUAAAGCUCUGAGGUUUAAAUUCAAAAA
Austrofundulus limnaeus is the source of this 1432-nucleotide messenger RNA. RefSeq names its product microtubule-associated protein RP/EB family member 3. Lineage: Eukaryota; Metazoa; Chordata; Actinopteri; Cyprinodontiformes; Rivulidae. Gene Ontology annotation, molecular function: microtubule binding. The record is from RefSeq and is a predicted model, not a curated record.